AUUUGCAGCUCGGCCUUCGAAUAUCCGAUUUUACCUAGGUUAUAAUCGGCGUCUCGCCAAUUGUCCUUUAGUAGCUAUCGUAUUCUUCGUAUCCCGAUAUUGUGCGAAGGAAUCAACCGGCUUGAUGAAGAGACAGACCGUUGUCACCGAAACACAAACUUCGGGUGUAUAGCACCGGCCAUGCAUCGUGCAGUGACAGGGCACGAUCAACAAGACACGACAAUGGCACGACUUUGCUGAUGCAUUAUGAUUCAUAUGUUUUUGUUGUUAUCAGCUCCGUUGUUGCUAUCGAUACCUUUAUUCUAUUCUUGAUUAUCGACUAUUUAGAUAAAACCUGCUGUAACAUACACGGUAAUUGCUGUUGUUCUUGACACUCAUUGCUGACGCCAUAGAGCCACUCUUAUUAUUAUCUAAAUGUGUUUGUUUAGCCACAGCUCUGACGGUUACUAAAUGAGAUAUUACAACAAUAGUACAAUAAUACUUCUGCGGGAACACCGACUUAGCGGACUAGGAUGGUUUUUCAUAGAAAAAGCCGUUACUUGUAGACCGGUCAUACGUCGUGAUAAACAGGUGACAAACAGUUUCGCAUAAGUUAAGCAUUUCGAAACAGGCUGGAAACGCUGUGGGUUGCCCGGCGUCAAACAGGCGGGAAACACUAGAUAGUUCCAAGAUGUGAGGGGUACUGUAGAAGUCGAGCUUGAUUUGCUGUUACUUUGUUGCGAAUGUUACUGCAAUACUUAAUGCAAACGCGAAUCGGAGUUAACCGUUUAAUUAUUAUCAAUACUAUUACCCAGUGACUGUCUUUCUUCAAUAAUGUAUAAACGAUGCUUACUUCCGACUGGAAUGAAUGAAUGAACAGCUACCGGCGUACUUAGAACCGGUAUGAUUAGUAAUUAGCUUAUAUUCAAGUUUGUUUGGAACAGUACUAGUCUAGUCUUUAACUUGUAGGUCGAAGCCUUGUGCCUUAUUAGCCUCUGUUUGUCGUACAGACACGUUACCUCUGCACCAUCAUGGAGAGAGAUAAAGAAUCAACCAGCAAAUGCAAGCAGGGUCAUCAGGAAGAGGAUAAUCGGUGUUUACAUCGUACGCCACUUCUUUGCCUCUAGAAAACAUUAUAUAUCUUGCGUGCUUGCUUGCUGCGAAUGCAGUAUGUCGUCUUUCCUCGCAAGCGUCUCAUUCGACGAGAAGCUGAUUUUAUUGAGAUGAGUGUAAGACAUUACCUAGUGUGCAGUGUCAUAACAGCCUUAGGAGUCAAAGCAACAUAUACCAACUAGGAAUCGCCACAGACAACGGAAGCUGUGAAUUUAGCGGCAUACCAAUUUGGCAACGCUGGCUAAAGUCUCACACCGUUACGGCAAAUACCUGGACUACAAGCGGUCCCGGGCUCGUAUACAUCUUGUUUUGAGUGAACCUACAUAGCCACCAUUAUUAUACGAUAUAAGGAUCAAAGCAGCGGCAGGGGCUGCGACGACGGAGAAUCACUUGCAGCAAGCGACGUCCGUACAGUUCUUUUUUUUGUCUCUCUUGCUGCUACUUGUAUCAAACGAAUAGUUUGCUUUAGAAAAUUGUAUUUGCCUGCAGCACUGGUUGAUUGUCUCGUUGCUUGGUUCAGCAGGCAGGCAGGCAGGCAGGCGAUGGGCGUGCGACCACCGCACCCUCGCGAGUGUUGUCCGUUCAUCCAUGGGUUCGUACGUCCGAUUCUGUCUCCGCGCUACGCGCGAGUCAGUUCUUUCCGUCAGCUUUGCGGUCAGCGGAGCAGCGCUCCAGAGGCGCGACCAGGCUACCCGAAAUGAAGCUCCUCUCUAGCAGAAAUCCGCCAAAGAAGGAGGACAAAUAGACAGAUCGGCAAACGUAUCACUCGUACUCCGCCAUUAGUGUCGAUAAUGGCAGACAAACGGCCUCUGCGCAUUGCAAACCACACCGCGUCGUUCUUUCGAGAGGACCGAACACGGGCGUAACGAGCAGACGACAAGUGUCGCUACCAGCAGCUCCGUCACUGAAUAGGAGAUAACAACGUGAGUGGCUCCAGGCGUAAGGCGACAACGUACUACUGCUGAAAUAAACAUCAGCAACGAUUGUAGCCGCAGCAACAUCACCAUUAGCGUCAACUUAUUCAGCUGCCACUAGUCACCACCGUAUUUGUUGCUACGGCCGCCGCUGUCUGUUGCCUACUCGCUCAAUCAAGCGCCCAGUGACUCUGCGCAUCGACCGUUUUCCAAGAGAGUAUUCGUAUCAUAGCAGUAGAAAUAGAAUCACAGUCAUAUUGUUGAGUGUCCAUCAUCCUGCCGCAAUAGCAGAAGCAGUUUAUUUUCACUUGCGGGCGGACGGCCGACCGUCGUUGCAGCUCUUACCGUUACGUAACGAUAUACGCUAGUACUGCCACAGCAACCACGCAGGACACCUCACGCUGCCACCACGCCCAGUAUUAUUACGGUUACAUCGUCACUACAAAAAGCACCAUUCACUGCUGCCAUCGCAGCGCCAGCCAUUGGCAAACAAGUGACACCUAAAGAACCUGCAGCAACUUGGCCUGUAGCUGUGGCUAGGGCCAUACCGGGUCACAAAAUAAAAGACAACCUACGGAGACAAAGCCCACACCAAAGGAGCAUGGACGUAACGUGCACGGUAUUGUCGUUUUUUUAACUACACUAUGUACUCUGAAUUUAUGCUUUGAGUGCUUGUCUUUUUGGCCCUGCGCCCUCAAUCCGAUGUAACACUGGAACAGCGAAACGUGAAAAUUAGUGUGGAUCGACCUGUCAUCGAUUCGAAUCUACGAAAACAUCGUUCCCCGUAGAACGUGGACUUAGUUAUUAUUAUACAUGGAGUUUACAUAAAUUAUAAGUCCGAUCUCAUUGGCUAGCUCAAAUGACCGUAUCCGUUCUAACGUGUCCUUCAGCGUCAAUAUCCCAGUGUUUAACCAAAGUGUCGACUAGUACGGGUCCGUUCAAAGAGCACCACGACUAAUCGGUUUACCAUAUUCCCGCUACCAGCAGCGACAAUGGCGUCCUAUUGUUGCUCGCCAGCUCCGUCUAUUUCGUUGGUCCCAGAAAAAAACUAUAGCUUUGCUUAGGCCGAAACGUGCUUCGUCAAGAGCAGCGACAUUGGGAAUCGUAAGAGCCAAAACAACAACAGUAACUACUGAUCUUACGAAGUACUAUUACAGGCCCAGAGACUCUCACUAACGUUCUACUGCUAAUUAUCUUACCGGCGGAUGUUCGAACCUGCGAGGGCCGACUGCUGGGUAACCCCUCAGCAUGAACUAGAUUCAACCAGACCUCGCCAGGGGUAGACUGCAGUGCGCGCGAUUGUUUUCAAUGCAUUAUACGUGUGUUCAUAUCAGGCAAGGGAUACGACGCGCCAAUUACUGCCAGAAUAACGAUUGCUUCUUCUGCUGCGGCCGCCGCCGCCACCGCCACCGCAACAACAACGCUGCCUUAACAUGGAGCACUUCAGGACCGAGGAAUAUACUAUGGUAUAAGUGACAGGCAAUGUAUACGAGUGAGAUAAGCCUAUCCUAAAUGACAGCCUGCAGCUUCACUGCCUGACGAUAAGAACGAAGCCCUUACCUACUCAAAGAAAUAUGGCGACUCUUGGAAAAGACAUUGACAAGAAAAACAUUGAAUCAUACCUCACGUCGCCUCGCCGCCGUUCCGUCGUCAUUGAUGAUGAGCGUUGCGUCGAGAUUCCGAUUCAGAUGAAUCCACAACUCGACGCUUCGAAACUGCGGUCUGUCGCAGGUCGUCCACCUACGCCUAUACCGAGCGACGAAGAAAAUGAUGAUGAUGAUGAACAACAACAACAACAACAAAACGGUAAACUGGGCUCGGGCGAGCACGUAUCGUACGAGGACAAGCCCGAAACCAAGCACAGCGAAAAAGAACUUCAGGGAAUCGGUAAAGAGACAAUAGCUGCGAUCGAAGCGCAAGCGCCACCAGCUAAAGGAUCUCGCCACUAGAUAACAGACAAAUAGAUUAUGAUUAUUAGAUAUAUGCAUCGAUAUCGCAACCACAAAAAUAAUAAUGGGUAGCUACGUAGCUAGGCUAACAGAAGACGCACGCGUCCAGAGUCGGGGAGAAAAGCCCAUACGGAUCAACAUGUAAAUACACCUCAACACAAAUACUGUGAAGCUAAGAACAUCACCGUAGAAAUCUUAAUGACCUGUUCCUUCUCCCACUUUGCCUCAUGUUACCGUACGCGCCAACUAAAAGCUCCCAUACAGGGGCCGACUUCUUCGGCCUUGAAAAACGUUCCAAUGGUUGGAAAAAUGAUGGAAGAGUUGAAAGGAAGGGUUCAUGUGCACCAGAAUGCAUCUGCCAUUUAGUCUUCUCCCACUCUGGAAAACGAUGCAAACGAUGCGAUGAGUACAGUCGCUGUCGGUAUUCUAUUUUGUGCAAUUGAUUUUUUCCACCUUUGUGGUGAUAUGCCCACGAUUCUAUUUUGGUCUGUUCGAGGAUACACUAUCAACGCAACAAAGAUGAAUGAAUCAACAGAUAUGAUAGCGAUACGCAGAUAAAGCACUGGGUAUAGUCACGGUGAAAACGCGCCGAUCUCAAGUCUCCUUGGUGCAUUCGUUGUUUCGAGUAGCCAUAAAUAUUCGUAUAAAUGAUGAUGGUGAAACGUUGCGUGAAGUUGUUGAAGAGCACAUUAUUUAACAACAGAUAACUACGCGGGUGUGCGAAUUAAAGAAGCGAGCGGAAGAGAAAAUUAUUAGGGGUCGCCCAUCAGUUGCCCAAGUACUGAUGGUAAUGAUGGAAAAUGGUAUGAUAAUGUCAAUGUGCUUAUGAUGAUUCUACAUACAAAAGAAUAAACACAAGAUAAGCUUUGUAGAAAAAACAGGU
Varroa destructor (honeybee mite) is the source of this 4838-nucleotide messenger RNA. RefSeq lists its product as uncharacterized. The record is from RefSeq and is a predicted model, not a curated record. Lineage: Eukaryota; Metazoa; Arthropoda; Arachnida; Mesostigmata; Varroidae.